Molecule: messenger RNA, 17490 nt
Organism: Pocillopora meandrina
Lineage: Eukaryota; Metazoa; Cnidaria; Anthozoa; Scleractinia; Pocilloporidae
Source: the annotation of a GenBank genome assembly
AUGGCGGCUGCAGUUGAAAUGAGAACAUGUGGAUCAUGUUGUCUUCAGUUGAAGGAACUUGUGAAUAGCUACGAAGAAGAGCUUGGAUUGAAAGGCAAAGAGUUUGAUGGCACUAAAAGUGAGUAUUAACUGAAGGGGCGAUCAGCGAAAACGUCUUAAAUCAGUGGCCUAAGAAGGACCAUAACGAUCGAUAUGAUAUUUCGAGGAUUGUUUGGGAAUACUUUGACGCGUCGUCCCUUGUGUUUUUUUUUUGUUGUUGCUCCAAUGAUGAAAUACUUAGCACUUAUCACUUUUGUGUAGGAUUGUCUUUUAAAUAUAUUUCUUGUAAACAUUAAGAUGGAUCAGUUCAAUAAUUACUUCCCGGAAGUAAACGUUACGGGUCCACCUCAUUGAUUUGCGGAACUCCGAUCCGCAGAACCCUUAAACUCGUAUUUUCGUCCUUAUUUUUUGUCCCUUUGAUUUUUGUGCAGAUCGUACAAAAUUUACGUCAGAUUGUUCCUCACAUUUACACAUAAAGAGAUUGAUGGAUGUAUUGAUAUAGACAGAUGGAUUGAUUAUGGAACAAUAAUUAUCAAAUGCGAGAGCAAUCAGAACAAUGUAAAGUGUGUAAUAGCAGUGGCGUGCUUUGAACCUUGAACCCCUGACAGAGACAGACAUAUAAUUUCACCCUACAAUAUCACCCCAGAAUCAAACAUUAAGGUAACGAGAAUAAAGGAAAAGAUCACCAACUAAAGAAGCUCUUGAUUGUUAAGCAAAUUCUCCUUGUCAGCACCACAGGAAAUGUAAGGAGAACAGUAUAGAGAAUAUGCAUACUGAUGGUAGGGUGGAUUUCUAGGCUCAGGAGAGGCUCAAGACAUUUUUUUGUAAAUAAGGCAAAGUGUUUCUUUUUGUAAACACUUUGUUGUCUUUCAGUUCAUGCCUUUGGAUCACUAAACUUUUACUUGGAACACAGUAAGUUUAAUGACUUACUUAACAGUAUUAGAUCAAAGUGUAAGAGCUGUGCAAGUUGGCCUGAUCCUGCCAAAGCCAUUCGAGCUUCUCAGGUAAGUCGUCUUAAAUUUCACUUUAUUGAAUGUUGCUUAGGUCUAGUAAGAUAUGUCUGAUUCAGCAUUUAUGACAGCCCCAUAAUCAAGAUUUAAAUCACUACACUUAUCAUUGUUAUACAAGACACAGCUGCUUAAUGACUUGCCCCUCACACUCUUGGUUGGGAAAUCCUUGUGCAAGACAUGGCUGGGACAUUGUUGUGUUCUUUCACACAGGACAGGGCAGCCUGUCUAUGACCAACAACCUGGCACUCCUGGGACUGUGACAACACUCCAAAUUUGUUAACCCUUUAACUACUAUAAGUCACUUGCAUCUAAUUUCUCCUUACGAUAUCACCCCCAAGUCACACAUUAAGGUCAUGAAAAUAAAGGAAACGAUCACUGACUAAAGUUCUCCUUGUCAGCAAAUUAGGAAAUGUGUAGAGAACAGUAUGGAGAAUAUGCAUACUGAUGUUAAGGUGUAAAGGGCUUAUGCUGCAGAAACUUUGGUGCAAACCAGAUUCCUCUGUCACAAAGAAUUGAAGUAUUUGGUUAACCUCAGUCUCUCUUUUCCCAAACCAGGAAAGACAACAACAAGUUGAAAACCUUGCACCGGUAAAAAAUUACAUCUCAGAAUGUUUAGACAAGUUGCAAAAUGCCAUGAAAGACAAAUCAAUAAAGGUUGUUGCACAGAGACUUGAAGCCAUCACAAGAAAAGUUGGGUAAGAAACUUUUUGUUCUCAGUUCAAUGAAAUCUGAUUCAUAAAUCUGAAUAUAAGGUUCCCUGCUGCAGAAUUUCUGUUCAGUAAUAGAUAACAAAUGAUACUAAAUUGUGGCCAGAGCAAAAAAGGAGGCACACAAGGGGUGGUGUGGUGUGGUGUGGUGUGGUGUGGUGUGGUGGGGGGUGGUGUGGUGGGGUGUGUUCCUGAUGUUCUUACCACACUGUGAUGUCUUCUGUGAUCAAUAUGCAUAUAUAAUUCAGCCUAUCAUAUAAUGUGUCAAUUAAUUUAUUGCCUUACCAUGCCCCCCCCUCCUCCCAGAGCAACCCACUGGCAUUUGACUGUCAUCUUUACCUUGGGGGGGGGGGAGGAACUUUGGACCUUGCCAGGAAGGGGUGGGUAUUUGAACUGGCAUUUGAACUCAAUGUUGGUCUUCGGGAGCAGGAAUUGGAAUGAACCAGUCUUCAAAAGUUCAAAUGCUUGGUAGGUUACCUGGAGAGGAGACGUUGAGGCUUUAUAUUGAUUGAUGCAUGUUAUGUAGACUAACAGUUCUGAUAUUACCAUGACUUUUUACCAGGUUGAAGUUUAUUGAAAGUGGCAGAGAAUGCUUCAUAAAUUCUGACAUGUUUUAUGUUGAGGUGUGUUUAAAGGGAAUGUCUGUUUUAUAAUACAAUGUAACCUACUUAACCCUUUAACUCCUGUGAGUGACCAAGACAGAAUUUCUCCUCACUUUAUAAGUAGAUUAUCAUGCAAACAAGUGAUGAGAAUAAAGAAAAAUAUCAAUUAUGGGAUCACUAAUUGAUCCGAUGCCAAAUUCUCCAAACUAACAUAAUGAGAAUCAUUUGGCAGACAGUUAAGAGAAUUACUAAUGAGAUCAUGAGAGUUAAAGGGUUAUAGUAUUAGGCUAUGAUAGUGUAAUAAAAUUAUCUUCUCUCAGUUUUUUGCGCAUGUUAAUCCUCUCACGCCGAGGAGUGACUUAAAGAAAAUUUCUCCUUAAAAUGUAAAUACAUUUUCUAGUAAAAAGGCAAUGAUAAGAAAGGAAAACAAAAAUGUGAGGAUAUUGUUUGAUUUUACACUAAAUUCUCAAAGCCAAAAUUAUAAGAAAUGUAUGAAGUAUAGUGUAGAGAAUUGAUAUUUUGAUCUUGGGAGUUAAAGAGUCGAUUAGGGUGUGGAGAAAAUUUUAAAGAGGUUAUUGUCAAGAAGAGAUUCUAUUCCUUGCAGUCAGAAGCCAAAUGUGUUUUAGAUUAUCAUAUUAAUAUAUUUUUUUUAUUUACCACAUAAAAAAGCCUUUCCUUGUUGAUAGACAAAGCUAGGUUAUGAAAGUGGUCAAAACUUGUUGAGUAAAUCUUUCCUCUUGUCUUUGGAAAACUCAGGUUCGAAUGGCAGCUGAUGGUACAGUUUCAGAAGUGAAAGUGGCACACACUGGAGAUCCUGAGGCAAGAGACAGAGGCUUUGUUUGGUUUUUAGUUGAAAAUAAUUUUGGUCAAUUUAAAUGAUGAAGAAGAUUGCUCUCUCUUGUUUGUUUUGACUGGUGUUUAAUUCUCAACUUUUUCCACAGAGUUGCCCCGAGCUAACAAGAGUUUUAAGGUAGAAAAAUAAGUUCAACUUCUUUAAUUUAAUGAUGUAAAUAAUAAUUGCAUAAUCAGGUGGAAGGGUUUCAAUAAAAGUCAGUAAAAAGCAGUCUUCCCCUGCCUGUAAGUCUCUUACUGCAAUCUGUUCUGGUGGUUCUAUUUCACCUUAUGGCACAGUGGCCCAUUACACUGUUGGCAGCUGCUUAUGGAGCCCUUGCUAACACAAAAAAUCAAAGAUGCUCUGAUUCUUCAGUAGAUGCUACUAACUUAAUGAUGAUCUUCACUCUGCUAAGUCUGUUAUCAUCUUAUCUUUAUGUAUUAGGUAUCUUGUUAAAAUGUUGUCAUCUACUAAUUGGAAGUUUCUUACCUUUUUCAUUUUAACCCUUUAACUCCCAGAUCAAAUUUGUAAUUCUCCUUACUCCCAACCAUACAAUUCUUAUAAUGUUAGUUCAGAGAAUUAAGUAUUGGAUCAACUAAUUAUCCCCAAAUUUAUAUAUUUCUUUACUCUCAUCACUUAUCUGGUUGAUAUUGUGUUGAUAUUGUAAGGAGAAAUUCUGUCUUGGUCACUCAUGGGAAUUAAAGGGUUAAUUACCCAUGGAUCACACAUUAAGGACAUAAGAAUAAAGGAAAUGAUCACCAACUAAAGAAGCUCUUGAUUGUUAAACAAAUUCUCCUUGUCAGCACCGCAGGAAAUGUAUAGAGAACAGUAGGGAGAAUAUGCAUACUGAGUUAGGCUAUGAAAGGGUUUACUAUUUAUUUAACUAUUUUGCAGGGAGGGAGAUUAUAAUGAAUUUUUGUGCCAUUUACAAGGAUUAUGUGAUCUUUAUCAGCUCUCUCGUGACACGUGAGUUGUAUAUACAGUAAUUAACAUUUUCUUUCUCAAGAUCUCAUUGCCAAUUUUCAACAGCGUGUGCUGUCUGCUGCAUGUUUCCUUUAAAUUUAGCUUUAAAAAUGAUGUUGAAUCAUGGAGGUUUUCCUGGGUUAGUUGAUAUUUCUAUUUCCUCUCGUCUCCUCUCUGCUUGACAUUGUACUGGAACCUUGAGUUCCAUUGAAAAUUGCACAGUUAUUAUUAUUAUUAUUAUUAUUAUUAUUAUUUUAAUUGUUUGAUUAUAUCACUCUUCAGAUUUCAAAAACCAAAGGUUCUUGCAGCUCUCAAAGCAGUGGAAACCGAUAUUAAUACAAUGGCAGCAUUCUUUGGGUAAUGAUAAUUUCUUAUCACUAAUAAUGGUAAUAGGACCCAAUGGAUUAUAAUUUAGUCUGUGGUCAUUCCAAGCGGAUUUCAAUUUUUCAGUUACCAGUAUGAUCACUGGCUGAAUUGAGGAAAGAAAAAUCCUGUGACCCGUUUGUCAAAACUACAACAAAACUUUAGAAAGAAUAUCCGUCAUAGAGUUUAAUUGUGGAAGGUCAUGGAAAAUGACUGAAAACGAUAUUUAUGAGAAAGUAAAAAGGAAAAAAAUGCUUUCAUUACGCGAUCGUCUUCAAGUUAUACUAAAAUUUUCUUGAUUGUUAACAAUGCAAAACGACAAAAAGGUCUUGGAAAAAGUCUUGAAACGUCGUGGAAUUCAAAGAUUUUUUAAAAAGGUACAGACGUAAAUAAUUUAAUUUUCGACCCUUAAAAACUUUCAACUGAAUUCCUCCCAUGCUAACUCUGUUUGCCGUUUCUCUCUAACAGCACAGAUGUGACUUCCAGCGAAGCCAUCACACAAUGUCCUGUCGGCUUUAUCACCCCGAGACAAGGAGGUUCGUACAACAUUUCGAUUCAAGUCUGACCAACUUCUUAUCGUAAGUGGUCGAAAAAUAGCAUGUUUGAGAGAUAACUCUGCGCAUCACAGCUACAGGAAAACUGCUGGUUGUACUUUCAGUGUGAAAGACUCAACACCAACCAGAGUUGGUGUCGAGAACUAUCUUGAACGAGAUUUGGAUGUCUUCGGACGUUUUCGGCCAUUUUCGAAUGACAGCGGAUAAGUAUCAACAUUUUUGGAACGCACCGGAGUAUCUUCGGCAAUUUUUUGGUUUUACCAGGGUUUGGGAAAUCAGGGAAAUAUGAAGACGGGAAUUAUGCUGGAAUCUUUUGUUAGAAAGUGCCUUUUAAUAUUGAUACUAUGAUUAAUGAAGGCUACUCGCAUUUCUUGCCAUAGGCCGUCGAAUGCGCCUCUGUUAUUUUGCUUCCCCAUAUGAGUUACUGGAUGUCAACAGGCCUGGACAGGAUCGACAUUUUACAAGAGAAGGUAAAGAUAAAAUUAGACUACAAGCGCUAUUGGUAGCCUUUAAAAUAUCGAGACGUGUGUGUCCCGCCAGAGGUGUAGUUAGCUAUGACCUGUGCGUUAAUUUUUGCCUUCAGAUUUAGUAUGGUGACAAAAGUGUUUGUUGAGUGAACACUUUUAAAAGCAAGAUGGAAACUUGAGAUCAUAAUGCGAAUUUUGACGAAGCUUUCAAGAUGGAAAUUUGAGAUCAUAAUGCGAAUUUUGGCGAAGCUUUUAAUAUUGAACCAGAGCGACUCCCAAUGACCAAUCACAACAAAGGUUUAAAAUACAACGAGCCAAUGAGAAUUUGUCUUAACUGCGCGUGAUCGACCUCAAGCAAGGGAAAACGCGUUUGACCACGGCGCAGUUGGUUUAGUCUUGCGUGUUAUUGAUGUGAGAGCGGUGUGUGGCGUGAUUUCUCUAGAACCCAUCACAGAGCAUGAUGAAGCAACGCCAAUGCAGUCUUGCGACACUUUCGACGGUCAGUUGGAAAUUUUUCAAAUUUAAAAUGCCUCUUUUGAUUUGACAAAUGGAAUUAACCGAGCACUUUAUUGACAGAACCCCCUCCAAGAGACUUUGGUUAUCAAGUUUACGUGUCGCUGGAGCAAUCCCAGGACACAUCUCUUCCAAUCAGUCCACUCAUUACCGAGCCUUGUUACAGCAUGUUGGGACUGGAUGCGAGGUGAGUUUACGGGUCUUAACCCUUUAGCCCUCAAGAGUGACUAGCAUCUAAUUUCUCCUUACCAUAUCACCCCUGAAUCACACUUGAAAGUCAUGAGAAUAGAGGAGUUGAUCACCAACUAAAGCAGCUCUUGAUCGUUAAACAGAUUCUCCUCGUCAGCCCCUUUGGAAAUGUACGGAGAACAGUAUGGAGAAUAUCCAUACUGAUGUUAGGGUGUAAAGGGCUCAAAUGAGCUGUGUGUCAGAAUUUUUUGUGUUUUCUUUUCUCUCUCUUUUGCCCUCCUCUGGGUUGUUUAACAUUACUGUCAAUGGGAAAAAAAUCUCUAAGUAAUAGUUUUCAGUGUAAGUAAAUUAUAAAAGGGCAAGAAUAAAUCUAAAGAGACACGGACAGCUGGUAAAGGAGAAAAUUAAAUUGUGCCACGGAUUAAAGAAAGACUAGGAAAAAUUAGUAUGAGCAAGAAACAAAAUUACAAAACAGUGAUGAAUCAUGAACAAACAGGAAUGAUUAGGGAUGGAGAUUGAUGCGGAUCGUAAAUGAAUUAAAAAAUAUUAGUUUCGUAUGAUAGAAGAGCAUGCAAAAAAUAGGCAGUAGCAAAGAAUGGCUAAGGAUGCACGGAUUGUAAAUGAUUACGCAACUUUAGUUCGCCAAGCUAGAAAAACACAAAAGGCACAGGGAUGGUUUCGUUUGGAGAAGAUUGACACAGAUUGCGAAUUACGAACUUGAAAAGGUUACGAUAAAACCAUGGCAAGCCUUGAAGUAGAUAAGACUGUGUCCAGGGAGGGGGGAGCCAUAAAUGUACCUUGGCGAUAUACAUGUACUCCGCCACACAGAACGGAUGAAUGCUACUUAAGUAGUGCAUCCAACAAAUUCACAUUAAAACUGAUCGCCAAAAAUUUCACGAACGUGACUUAAAGCAGUUCGGUAUCCCUCCUGAAAGGUAUGGGUUACCCUUCCCCCUCACUCUGUCGAAGUGCGAGGGAGUAGCACGGAUUGCCAAUAAGUCAGCAGAAAAGGGAGAGUUGAGUUGGGGCGGAGUGACUUUCUCUUAAGCUGACCGUUACGAACUAACACCCUUUAAUAAAUUUAAUGCUAAUUACGUCAUUACGUCUUCUUGCAUAAUCAAUGGAGUUUGAAUACUAGGCUUCCAAACGAAACCUUAUUCGACUCUGAUGAUGACCUUUGACCUCUCUUUUACCCCUUCAUCCCUUAGAGGAUCUGGGUUCUAAUUUCUCCUUUCCGUAUCACCCUUGGAUCAAAUGAAAAAGUCAUGUGAAUGACUGAAAUUACUAAUUAAAGAUUCUUAUUUUUGAAAAUAAUCAUUUUCUUGAUGAUCCAAGAUAUUUAAAAGAUAUGUUUCCCUUACGCUCUAGCUCGUAUUUUAGUAGAGAACAUAAUAUUCUCUCUUUGCCUAAACCAUCUACCACUUCUUACGGCAUCAAUUUCUUCAGUCAAGUGGCAGGAAAAUUGCGGUACUUUUUUCCUGACCAUCACCGCACUAUUUCUGAUUUUAAUUAUUUUCGUCGACUAAUAGCGGAGCUCGCAGAGCGUAGCCCCAUAAUUAUACAAAAUAUUAGUAACCCAUCAAACCCAAAAAAUUUGGACUACGACCGUGCUACUUUUAACAUGCGUGGUCAACUGUACCGCGGGCACGCCAACGCCACGGCUUUGUUCAGUAGUCCAGUGGUCAGUGCACUAGGCUCCGAGUCGGACGACCCGGGUUCUAGUUCUGGCUGGGGCAAGGCGUUGUGCCCUUGAGACGUGCGGGAAAAAAAAAAUGCGAGCUCCGCAUUAGCCGAGCUAGGCUUGGCUAAAUCUAUAUAUUAUCUACUUAUAACUUUGAUGGGAACCAAUAAGUAGAAUUUAAAUCAUGUAUUGCAGUAUUAAGUACACUAAUUAAUGUAGCAAGUCAGUUGUUCAGGUAGUUAGUUAUUUUACUUGUUUUAUAGAAUUAACUCGUAGUUGUAUUGGUUAUUAAUGUAGUAAGCUCAAAGAUAUAUCAGCAUCUGUGUGCUACUCUGUAAAUUCAAGGCAAAAUAUAGUUUAUGUAUAGAUGUAAUGAGCUCCCGUUGUCGGAAAAAAUCCUCCUAGUCAGGGAGGGAAAGGGUUAAAGUCAGUUGUAAGGAUUAUGGAGGUUUCCGUCACUCUCGUUAAAUACUAUUUUAGGACUAUCAUCCUCUCAGAUAUAGCACCAUAAUGUCAAUUGAUCAACUCCCUUUGUUGCAGCAUCAAGUACCAGCCGCUGAAUGACAACAACAGUGAGGAGUUCCAAGCUUCGUUUGUGCUGGAGUUUUGUAAGCCGUUACCAGCAGCGGUAGAGAUUGUUCAGAAGAUUCACGAAGUUAUCAAUAAAACAGGUACAAAUUCAGUGGAGAUACCUAAUGAGGUGUACGUAAUAUAUAGAUUUAGCCAAGCCUAAAAGCGGAGCUCGCAUUUUUUUUCCUGCACGUCUCAAGAGCACAAUGCCUUGCCCUGGCCAGGACUAGAACCCGAGUCGUCCGACUCGGAGCCUAGUGCACUGACCACUGGACUACUGGACAAAGCCGUGGUGUUGGUGUGCCCGCGGUACAGUUGACCAUGCAUGUUAAAAAUAGCACCAUGUACGGUCGUACGGUCGUACGGUCUUACAUCCAAAAUUUUUCGGCUAGAUGGGUUACUACUAUUUUGUAUAAUUAUGGGGCUACGCUCUGCGAGCUCCGCUAUGAUGAUGUUAAGACGAUAGCUGUGAGGCUAAAAUGUCUCACCCAGGAACACAGCACGACGACCACCUUUGAGUCGUCUCCAGUCUUCUCUCUAUUUUAAGAUAUUAACGAGGGAAGUGCACGCGAGGUGCGCACAGAGAAAGAUGGGAAUGGAAAAAGGAGUGUCUCUUUUUUUCUCUUCUUCCUUACCAUCGUCCCAUUUGUCGUAGUAGUGCAAAGCCGUCGCGACCGCGCGUCCGCGUAGUUUAGGGACUUGUUAGCGGUGAUCUGGCCAGGGUUGUGCGCAGACCUCUAAAUUUGGAGUUCAGCUCGCCGAGCGCUAAUCUACCACAUGGGCCCUCCUUUUACGCCCUAGGUUGGCUUUUCGGGGAACGGGAUCCUUCACUCAAAGGUCUAUUUGAUGAAUUUUCAUAUUCUAGAGAUGAUUGUUGAGAACUGAAGAGAGAAUUUGAGAAACAGUGCAGCUACUUUGUUGAAUAUAAAUACGCUUUUCUCUUCUCUUCUUUUGAAAGGUUCGUUUACCCAUUCUUCAACGGUGCCAAUUGACAGCCUUAUAAUAAGAGAGGUAAGAGCAGUUUGUGCCGCCAUUAGACCAAAAUAAAAAGAAACAAACAGACGAAACAAAACUCAAGCAAGUCUUUUUUUUUGUGGGUCGUUUAUAACGAUAAAAAAAUACCUUGUCAUAGCCUAUGCGCGAAAAUAAAGAAACAAACGAAAGAAGUAAAAAGAGCACACCAAUUCGUUCAAAAAAUGUUCCUAUCUUCACUUAAGGUCCUUAAAUAGGUUACAAGUGUUUUCUGAUAGCUUGCUUACACGCACACAAUUGGAGAUUUGACAAAACCGAUAGCCGCUGUUCUGUUGCUCAGUCAAAGGUCAUAUUUUUGUUGAUUUGCAAAUUUUGUGUUGACAAAUUUAAUUACCAAGAGUCAAUUAUCAUGUAUAAGGUGUCCGCUUACGAGAGAGCGUACACAGAAGAAAAAAUUCCAAUCCUUACUUUUGUACAAGUGCCUGCGUCCGCUUACGAGAGAGAACUUACGGGAAUGUGCCAAUAAAGAGUUUGACAUGGAAUUAGCAGGGCGUGAAAUUAAUUUUUUUUCUGAUAGCCACUUGGCUCCUAAAUUCUUCAAAGUGGUAGCCAAUUCAAAAAAAGUUGGUCGCCAUUUUCAAAGACAAACAAAACCUUUUUUUACGCUGUCAGCGCUCUAGAGAGACCCUCCAAAUUAAGUUAGGGGAAAGAUCUUUAACGUGCUACAAAGUGGACACUAGGAUGGAUGAUAUACAACUCUCAAGCUCACCUAAAUUCAAGAUGGCGUCUAGUUAUCGAUCGAGACGCAUGUGCUGCGUUUUGGAAACAAACUUAACGAGGAAGUUCGCUGCGGAUUUAUCUUUGCAAAUCUUUUUAAUUCACGAUAUCUCUUGGUAAGGUUAUGAUGAAACAUUCUAGUCGCCAAUUUGGCGACUAAUUUUCAGGAUUUGGUCGCCAAAGGGAAAAAUUUAGUCGCAUUGGCGCCUGUAUUAGGCGCAAUUUCACGCCCUGAAUUAGGUAGAGAUGUAGAUACCUUUCUUUGUCUAAAGAGUAGCUCGCAAGUUGACUAACCGCUUCCUUUGACAAUGAAAUGCUCCUCAUACAUUUUGUCAUUAUUUUAUAAUUGUCUUGCAGUGGUUAAAAGAUAGAGGCGUUUCAUCAAGUGACCAUGGGAAUAAUUAUUACGCAGUAAGUGAGCAAAUUUGUAUCCGUUUGAAAUUUGCAUAGGAAGUAAUACAACCCAUGCCGUAGAGGAGGGGCGGGGGGUUUGGUAAGAAACCUAACAAUCUGCGUUAAGGCCAGGAAAUCAAACAACCUCUGCCGAGCGCCGGGAGAUUUGUCAACUGUGAAAAGCGUAGAAAAAAACUUCUUUUCUCUGCCAUCAUCUGGCAAUCAUGUGAGCUUUGAAUUUAAAGGAAAAUACAUGUUAUCUCUCGUUGUGUUUUAAUUUUUCCCCAUUUCUCUCACGUUACAGAGCUUACCACAGCAUUACCACGUGUAUCAUGUCACAGAGAACCAAUCAUCAGCAGAGGAGUUAGUGCAGCCUUCUGGGAUGGGUCUGUUGCUGUAUAGGAUCGGAUUUACACACCCCAGUCAUAUCCCGGAAAUAAUACCGGUACGGUUUUGAGCACUACCUUAAACCUUAAAACCCCUUCCCCCUUCCCCUUCGCCCUUCCCCCCCACCCCUCAUACCUCCUCUUAAAUCCCACUGUCUCCCUUCCGAUUCCUCUUAGGAUUAAAUAUAACCUCUCAAGUAAAUGUGAAGGUCGAGAGGGUGCAGUUUUUGUACUUGGUUCGGUGGAGAUUCCAUCUGGAUGGUGUGGCUUUAUGUGCAAUUUUUAUUAGAGCGGUUGCUAAAAACCUUUCUGACGUUAGGCGACGUCAUUGCUGGAAGGGUAUUUUCUUUAAUGGACAGACAAACUCUGAGUUUAUCUCAAAUAAAUGUGACGUUUUCAAGAUGUUUUUUUUUGCUAGUUGGGAGCCGGUCAUUAUAUAUCGCCCUUUUAUAGAGCCUCUUUAUACGUUGUUGGUGACGAUUUAUCUCAAAUAGCUGAUUUUUUUUUCCUUCUCCAGUUGCUUCGACGUCAAGCCAUGUUCAACACUCUAUUCACGAGCGCAUUAAGAAGCCAUAAGCCACUCAAGAAAAGUAAGUGUUCAGAUUUCACGAGACGGUAAGCCUUUAACCCUUUACAUCCUUACAUUAAUACUCUUAUUUUCACACUGUUGUCUUUACAUUGCCUUUAUUGCUGACAAAAAGAAAUAUUUUGGCAAUCAGGACCUUCUUAAAUUGGUGAUCAUUCGGUUUAUUCUCAUGACCUUUACAUUUGAUUCGAGUGCAACUGUAAGGAGAAAUUAGACGCCAGUCACUGUUAGGGGUUAAAGGGUUAAGUUGUAAAUCGUAUCUAUCAUAUUUAUAUGUUUGUCACGCAUUUGCCUCUUUGGAUGUGCUUGACCACUUGAUUAAACAUCAUUGUACUGGGUGUCGGCAGUAAGUUGAUUUUUUAUGUAUUGAUUUUGCUCGGAAAUUUGUCAAAAACAUCCGUGCCAACUUUUCAGCCAUCUGAUGGAAAGAUGAAAUCAGCCUUGAGCAGGUUACUCGCGUUUUCCCGCGCUUCAGGCCUGUUUGCGCUUAUUUAGUUCAAUUUCUCUUUUCCCCCUCGACAAAUUUACCUUUGCUGUGGCCAUUGUGUUUAGUGUGCUUUUGGUUUUACGACAGCUAGAGCGCUUAAAUCAAACCAAAGUAAUCAUAACCGCUGAUCAAAAGAAAGGAAAAUUCCUUUCAGAGCUAAGGACAACUCAAGGUAAAAUCAACCCAACUGCCAAAAGCGCGGGAAGUCGCGUGCAACCAAGUCAGCGCGGGAAAACGCGGGCAAUCAAGUCAGCGCGGGAAAACGCGGGCAACUAAGUCCGCGUGGGAAAACGCGGGCAAUCAAGUCAGCGCGGGAAAACGCGGGCAACCAAGUUAGCGCAGAAAAACGCGGGAAACCAAGUCAGGAUUGCUUUUAGUUCUGUAUGUGACUGGUUGAAAGAGUGGCGCGAGUUUUCUAGACCAAUCGUAGAGCGGAGUAAUGUAAAACCAUUGCAAUCUCGGACUAUUUUCGACACAAUUGAAAAUUUCCCAAAUCUAAAAUGUUCUCAAUCAACUUUAAAAGUUAACAGUUCGUGUAUGCGUUUUUUUCUAGAACCCAACAGCGAAGACUACCUGUUUGAGUUAAGAUCAUCUGAGCCAUUCACCUUAACAGUUACUUUUGAACAUCCGUGUACAUCCAGCAUGGCGUCAAGUAGGUCCACGAACUAAAACUCCCCUUGAAUACAUUUUCAGGCUAACACCCAAACCCUUUACACCCUAACAUCUCUAUUCAUAUUCUCCAUACUGUUUUCAGUACAUUUCCCACGGUGCUGACGAGGAGAAUUUGUUUAACAAUCAAGAAUCCUACUUACCGUGUUUCUUCACCUGUAAGCCGAGCGAUUUUUACAGUAUUUGACGCAAAAGUUUGGGAGAUUUUUUCACGAGAAACAGGGUUCGUCCUAUAGCCGAGGGUUUGGGAUUCAAAAACAAGUACAAUUGCAAUGUUAAUGCGAAAUGACCUUGAAUUCCGUGACUGUAGCGUGUUUUAAAAUUGUCAAGACAAAACGUAUUUUUGACCACCAAUCAGAUUCUUUGCUUCCCACGCAUUGAAAGACGAUCUCACUUAACUGAAGUGAAACAGGACAAUGGAGAAUGGACUCGGGGACGUGGGACUCUGAGACGUAGGACUCGGGGACGUGGGACGCGGGACGCGGGGACUCGGGGACGUGGGACUCGGAGAGGUGGAAUUCGGGGACGCGUGGAGACUCGGGGACGUGAUGAACAAAUCUGAUUUUUGCGCAGAAUUUGUAAAGAAUAAUUUUCGGUGGUCUUGUAUUCUUUUAGCCGUUGUAUACGAGGAGCAACGUGCUUUUGGCGUGAUGAGAAAAAUAGCAGCGACGAAAGAGAUACUCGAUUGAAACGUUUUUCAGGUUACAGUAACUGAGUAUUAGUGUUUCUGCAGUCGCGUGGUAGUAUUUACAUCUUCACCGACUCGCUUUUUUCCAUUUCCCAAUGUUUUCCGUGAGGUUCGCUUACUCAAAUGACUGGUUACAAUCAAGAAUUUCGCUCUCGGCUUGUAGCCUGAUGGUUUUUGUUUUUUUUUGGACAACACGAGUCUGUCGGAAGGUCUCUAACUUGUAGGAUCUCGGCUUAUAAGUGAAGAAAUACGGUAAUGAAUAUGAAAGCCAUAUUAAGCAGUAGAGCAAAUAAGGCAUCCAAAAAAUUCAGGGAUUUAGAACCCAUGACUUCUGCGGUAUCCGUGCAUUGCUCUACCAACUGAGCUAAGAAGCCAACUGGGAGCUCGUCAUUAUGGUCGUUCAUAAUAAACUCGUUAAGUGAUGACUAACUAACUGGGAAUACAGGCCUGAAUGUUUUUCAGGCCUGAUUUUCAAUACUGCUUAAGUAGUGUUCAUUACUGUGAAGAUCACUUUCACUGAAGAAAUGUAAAAUGGUUUCCGUGUCUACAUAGCCUGAUGUAAACACUUGGGAGGUUGGGAGAACACGAGAUAAGCGUAGGAAACCACGACGCGAAGCGGAGUGGUUUCCAGCUUAUUUACAUGUCAUGCUCAUGUAAAAUGGUUUUAUGGCCAAUUAGAGCGCGCGUACUAUUUGAAUUAUUUUAUAAAUUCAUUUCUUAACCCGCAAUUUGCAUAAAUGAUUUUUCCUCCCACAAGAGAAUGAUCCUCUCUAAGAACAAACUAAAUUGACCCUUAAAAGCACUUAAACCUUGACAUGUAACCUGACUUUUUGUUAUUAACCUUUAGAGCACCAUGCACCUCGCAAGAACAAAGCUCCUCAAUAAUUCCGUUCAAAAUUUUUCACCGCUCUCCCCCUUUUUGAUUCCAGUUGAUUUUUUCGUCUCUGAGGAUGACAUGAUCAAAGCUACCCUCACAACAGUGCCUGGAAAACCACUGUUCUGUUCGAAUGAUUACAUUUCCAGAGUCACUCAGAGGUAAGAGGAAAGUAGAUACAUGAUUCUUCAAGGUUUAUACUUCACAGGAAAAUUCCAACAUGAGCGCUUUAAAACUACAGCCAAAUGCGACUUUCCCGCGCUCAGGGCAGUUGACGUUAUUUAAUCGUUUACACCCUAACUUCUAUACGUUUCUUUUGAUAUUGACGAGAGGAAUUCGUUAAACAGUCAAAGCUUCUUAGGUUGGUGAUCAUUUCCUUUUUUCUCAUGAACUUAUUGAAUAAUUUAGCAGUAUUAUUGUGAGGAGAAGUUGGAUGCUGGUCUCUCUUUAGGGUUUAAAGGUGUGAGUCUUCAUUGGCUCCAAGUGAUAUUUUGUUUUGUUCUGAUUCACCGUUGAGAUAACUUUGGUGGUGGUUUUAACGAAAUUGAAUGGAAAUGAGCUGAAAAUGCCAGGCGAUAUUUUGGACAUUGAAGGGGCGUGCCAAAUGGGGGAGGGGUGGGACAGUCUAAAUGUCACGUAGACCCUCCCCUGCUUUAUAGACAUCACUGCUAUUUUAGCAUUGUUUUGAAUUAAAUGUUUGCCGUUAUUUACAGAUGUCUCUCAAUCCCAGCUGCGAUGCGAUGCAUCAUCAGAAAAGCACAAAGCGUCAAACUAGAGGAACUUCCGGUUAAGGCAAGCGAGGAACUACUUCUUCCUAUCGGUGGGGGGCAACCAUCUACCAAAUUAGCAAGUUUGUCACUCCCUUCCAGUGCCGCUCUGUUCGGUGCGGCGGUCGGAACUCCGUCCAACCCCAACACGCCAGUGUUUCUGGGAACGUCACCGUCGUUUACAGGUUUUAACCUGGAAACACCCUCGCCGACUUUCAGUGCGUUCACGUUUUCUUCAAUAUCUCCUACGUUUUCUUUUAAUACAACGGAUAUUACAGCCGCUGCGGCAGAUUCUCUGACCACGACGGCCGCAAAACAACCCGAGAAGAAGCCUGAAGCCGCAAAAACACCGAACUUGAAGAUAACUCUUAAACGAAAGCGAGACGAUGAAUAUGUCAUUGAGAACUUUCAAUUGCCCGAUGAAGUCCCAAAGAGCGCGGUAAAAACGCCAGUUGGGCAAACGCCAUCGAAAAGCAAAGAAACGCCCGAUCCGGAGUCAAUGGAAGGAGACAACUUCCCUUUUGAUCUCGCUGCUGUCUCCGGAGCUAACUUCACCAUGGGAACCACAUUCCCGGAUGUAAGUGCUGGGUUAGAUGGUUCAGUGGUCGUGGCUGCAGGUAGUUCCACCGCUGGUCAACAUGUAGGUUUGGCGGGCGCAGACUCUUUAGCUGCUGCAAGCGGGCUAGGGAUCGUUUCCGCGGGAAUUGAGGGAUUAUCCGCCACCGCCGAUUUGUUCGAUAUAGGGGGCGCCGGUGCUGACGGGACAGAUUUAGAGGGGAUUCUUCAGAAUCUUUCUGGAGCAUCUCAUCUUCCACCAGGGAUCGUGUCAGGUGCUACGGCUUUGGAUUUUGAAACAGGAUUAGGUACGAUUACAAUUGUUACUUCGAUGUAUGCGGUUGAUGAAAACAAAACAAAACAACAAAAGUAGUCAUUGUGGGAAGAAGCGCGCCGUAAUUUGACUCCAAAGGAUCGAGCCUUUUUUGCGAGCGCUUUUUCGUUUUGCCCCAGUGGAAUUCUGCGGUCAAUCAGCGGUCGACACAUAAGUGGUGUAAAAGGUAGCUAUAGGAUUCACAUGUCAUUUCGCGUUGUGUUCACUAAAUGUGUGCGUAAGUUCUCUAUUUUAGAUCUCCGUAAAAUGCAAAAGCAAGUAAAAUCUCUAUGAAGAUGACCUUUCCAAGACUUAAUCCAAGUGUUACUAUAUUUGUUUCCCCUUCAGGAGCUGGAGUACCAGGACUGGACGUAUCAGAUCCUGGUUUCGACAUCGACGCGGCCCUUGAUGCCAGUGCUGUCGCAGACCCGAGUAUUGCGGGCACUGCCGGUAAGUAAAUCGCGUGAUAUUCUUGAAAGUGACGUCAUCAGCCAAUCUUUCUGACGUCACGUUACGGCUCUUAUAGAGUGUUUAUCGGAAAUGGAAACCUGCUUUGAUGUUUUUCAUCCGAUGGAACUUGCUAAGCCAUUUUUAAUUUGAAAGCGAAAAAAAUGUAUCCAUUACCACAGAUAAGGCCCUAGUGCUGGAUACUGAUAUAUUUCAACGUAUUGUUCGCGCUAAGGAAUGGAAGGAUUAAAUUUCAGUAGAGGCACUUUUAGAAGAUGAUUACAUGUAAAUCACGAUUUUCAUUCUCAGGAGCCUUUGAUGUCGACUCCACGCUGGGCUUUGACCUCGAUAAUAUCGCCGGUGUUGGAGGUCUCCCUCCUGAAGUUACAGGUGCAGCGGACCUGCUGGCCGUUAGUGGACUGAGCGGGAGUGACGUGUCCGUUGAUAUCGAUAUGCCUGGGACAUCGCAUUCGAAGAUAUGAGCUAGAUUUGCGGACUUAUUUUGAGACAGCUACCAGGCAACUCUUACGUGAAGCGCCUACAGGGUUGAAUGCCGUCUGAGGUGCGAUGAUGGAGAGUAACAAAUGUCAAUGAGCGAAGACUGCGAUCGAAGAUCGAGCAGACACAGUUCUUACGCAUUGGUCGUGCUCUCGAUAACCAAUGACCAAUUGUUAAACAAAGGCUACAUAAAUGCCCCUAUUUCAGUUACUCUAGGUUAAAUGCUAAAAAGAACAAUUUUCAAUGAAGAGUCAAAAGUUUUUCGGAAUUGCAUCGAUUUUACUUUGCCCUCUGCCCAGUUUCACACUCUCGCCAGCUCGUUCAAUCGCUUUUUUGCGCGCUUAGGGUAUUUGACGUAUUUUUUUCUAGUUUUCAUCGGCUGCUUGUGAUACUAAACUUCGCUGUGAUUGGCUGCUGUGAUAACUUCGGUUUUGAGUUCUCGUUUUAGAACUUGCGAAAUGCGCUGCUACUCUCAAAACCAAACAGCAAUAAUGUCACUGUAGACGAGUUUAUUGACCCUGGGUUGCAAAGGUUUACAAGAUAUACAACACGAAUGAAGGGUAGAUACACAAAACAACAACUUCACGG